Molecule: messenger RNA, 1131 nt
Organism: Sporothrix schenckii 1099-18
Lineage: Eukaryota; Fungi; Ascomycota; Sordariomycetes; Ophiostomatales; Ophiostomataceae
Exons: 1
Coding region: 1-1131 (376 amino acids)
Biological process (GO): reductive iron assimilation; cellular response to iron ion starvation
Cellular component (GO): high-affinity iron permease complex
Molecular function (GO): ferroxidase activity; copper ion binding
Source: RefSeq, a predicted model, not a curated record
AUGAUAACGACGACCAACACGCACUUCAUACCUCCGUUCCCGGACAGUAUUAUCGUUAACGAGGGUCUCGGCGCCAAUGUAACAUUCGACAAUGAUAAGACAUACCGUUUUCGCAUCAUCAGCUUCGCGGCGUUUGGUUCGGCCAUGUUUAGCUUUGACACCAGCCACAUGCAAGUUGUCAUGAUUGAUGCCUCCUACGUCGAAAAAGCCAAAGCAACACAAUUGCGUAUCGCACCAUCCCAGCGUUAUGAUGUGCUCAUUUCCGUCCCGCGCCGCAGAAACUGCAAGGCAGUAGCCUCGGCCAAUUACCCGUUUCUGCUGUCUCUUGAUAUAAACCGCGACUAUACUAAUGAUCCCGCCCAGUCAGUCUGGCAACACAACUACACGGGUUACCUUGUGACAAAUCCUACUGGCGACUUCCCCGAGGAGGUUGUAACUUUGUGGCAGCCUGCUGAUGAUGCUACAUUUGUGCCGCUUGAUGGCGCAGUUGCCCUGGGCCCUGUCUCUCAAGAAAUCACGCUUGAUUUCGACUUCUGUAGAGAUGAAAACAACCUACCCCGCGCCUGCUUCAACAACAAUACCUACAUUGCGCAAAAGGUGCCCACACUCUACUCGGUGGCGACGACUGGGACAGACAACACCAAUCCGAUAGUCUAUGGCGAUGUUCUCCCCUAUAUUCUACCCUUGGGGACGAUCGCCACAAUCGUUGUCAACAACUUAGACGCUGCGAUUCACCCAUUUCAUUUGCACGGCCACCAGUUCCAAGUGCUAGCUCGGCCGGAAAGCGGUGCAGGCACAUGGGACGGCCAGGAGAGCAACUUAGCAGUCACACCGCCGCGGCGAGACACGAUUUCCGUUAAUGCCAACUCUUAUGCGGUUCUUCGCAUUCAAGUUACCCAUCCAGGCGUGUUUAUUUUUCACUGCCACAUUGAGUGGCAUGUCGAGAUGGGCCUGACGGCGACAUUUAUCCAGGCGCCGGAGUUGCUGCGUAACGUCACGUUCCCUGCGGACCACAUCGACAAUUGCAUUAAGCAGAACAUCCCGUACCAAGGCAAUGCCGCCGGGAACACUGCAGACGUGCUUGAUACAAGUGGUUUCAACACUGUGCCACCUGUACAAUACGAGGGGUAA